AUGUUAAUACCAUCAAAUAUUAAAUCUAUUUUUAAUAUAAAUGAAGAAGCUGAAGAAGCUAAUAAGAAAAUUGAUAUGAAUAUAAGUGACAAUAAAAUUAAUCUUAUUCUUAAUACUACAAAUGGAUCUAAAGAAGCAAAUAGAAUGAAAACUCAUCAUAUUUCAGUUGAAGAAUAUGAGAAAUGA
Molecule: messenger RNA, 186 nt
Organism: Funneliformis mosseae
Lineage: Eukaryota; Fungi; Glomeromycota; Glomeromycetes; Glomerales; Glomeraceae
Source: the annotation of a GenBank genome assembly